Nerophis lumbriciformis (worm pipefish) is the source of this 1000-nucleotide messenger RNA. RefSeq names its product dynein, light chain, LC8-type 2a (gene dynll2a). The record is from RefSeq and is a predicted model, not a curated record. NCBI's taxonomy places the organism in Eukaryota, Metazoa, Chordata, Actinopteri, Syngnathiformes, Syngnathidae. Gene Ontology annotation, cellular component: cytoplasmic dynein complex. Gene Ontology annotation, biological process: microtubule-based process. Gene Ontology annotation, molecular function: dynein intermediate chain binding.
CUGCAGCCUCAAGCGAGAGGGGCGGGGCUAGGUAGCAAGAGUGGAGCGCAAACGUACCUCCAUGCUCAUUGUGUGCAUGUUUAAAAAGCAAUUACGAAGCAUCUUGAAAACUCGCUAGUUGAAAUCCACAUUCGGAAAGCCUUAUUUCCCCCUACAGCAGCACUAAAGCAUUAUCGUCAUCAUGACUGACAGGAAGGCCGUCAUCAAGAAUGCUGACAUGUCGGAGGACAUGCAGCAGGACGCCGUGGACUGUGCGACGCAGGCCAUGGAGAAGUACAACAUAGAGAAGGACAUUGCUGCCUACAUCAAGAAGGAAUUUGACAAGAAGUACAACCCCACCUGGCACUGCAUCGUCGGGAGGAACUUCGGCAGCUACGUGACCCACGAGACCAAGCAUUUCAUCUACUUCUACUUGGGCCAGGUGGCCAUCUUGCUCUUCAAGUCUGGCUGAGGCCUUUCCCUGCGGACGUCCAUUUUUUCUUUUUGUCUUUCCUUGUUUCGCUUCACGGGGAACGCGUCGGACAACGACAUAACAUCACGACGCGAAACUGGCUCGUGCACAGUUGCAUGGACGGUACUUUUAAUUGUACUUUUGCGUAAGAUUACUUUUUUGUUGAUUGCCGUUUGAAUGCAAGUAAUAAAGAGUUAAAAUACCGAUAAAGUAACGCCGUUGUCAACACGUCAUUGUCAUAAGCGCUCAUUGGUUUGCUUCCAUUUGGAGUUGAGGUGUGACUGCAACCAUUUGGUAGAAGAUUCUUAAUUUAGAGUCUAACAAGUUUGUGCGAUUUAAUUUUUUCCCCCCCGCAAUGUGAAGUGAUGGUUCUUGAGCAUUUUUAUUAAAAAAGUGUCACUGUGAAAGUCGCUUGAAUCUUUAGUCGUCUCCUAACGUCGGCUAGCUUGCCCUCACGCUUCCAUGCAUUCAAACUUGACUUUCUGCACGUUAAAAUAAUUUUAAAAACGCACGUCGUGGUGUCUUUUUUUUUUUUUUUUUUUUUUUUUU